Messenger RNA from Trematomus bernacchii (emerald rockcod), 422 nucleotides. Its product is annotated as PWWP domain-containing DNA repair factor 3A-like. NCBI's taxonomy places the organism in Eukaryota, Metazoa, Chordata, Actinopteri, Perciformes, Nototheniidae. The record is from RefSeq and is a predicted model, not a curated record. Bases 17 to 292 code for a protein of 91 amino acids. The transcript is spliced from 3 exons.
GGAUAUUUAAGGAGACAUGAGGUUUACAGAGAACAGACAAACAAUAUGGCGCACCGAGUACAGACAAACAACACAACACUCCGUGAUGGAGCACGCCCAGAGCUCAACAAAUUGGACUCGGACACCUUCCGUCCGGACACAGACGGAGAGAAGGUUCACAGAUGAGGUGGCAUUCGUCAUGGAUGUGCUUCUGCCAGAGGCGACAGUCUACGCCCUUGCAGCUGUACUCUCGGUUUCCCUUGAAAGAGCCAAGGAAACUUAUAAAUGUGGACCCGAGUAUGACUGGAGGUAAGCUGGAAACAUGAGGAGAAUGCUAAUACAAUUUCCAUUUAAAGUGUACAACCCCUGAUGCAUGUGAAUUUAUAAUAUUACAUAUAUGACUUCUUUAUACCAUCUUGUCUUAUCAGUGAGAUGGAACUUUG